Molecule: messenger RNA, 1857 nt
Organism: Coffea eugenioides
Lineage: Eukaryota; Viridiplantae; Streptophyta; Magnoliopsida; Gentianales; Rubiaceae
Product: F-box/LRR-repeat protein 13-like
Exons: 4
Coding region: 125-1708 (527 amino acids)
Molecular function (GO): protein binding
Source: RefSeq, a predicted model, not a curated record
UUUCGCUUCCCAAAUCUCUUUUCUUUUCACCCCAAAAUUUAAACUCCCCGUUGUAGAUUAGGGCAGCCAGAGAAUUAGAGCGCGUACAACGUCGUUGGCUGAAGAUUUCUGUAUUGAAGAAGUAAUGGAAGAAGGGAUAUUUGAUGAUGCGACGGAUCAAAUUUCGCAAUUGCCUGAACCCAUUUUGCAGCAUAUUUUGUCUUUCCUUGAGGUUAAAGAAGCAAUUCAAAUGUCUGUUGUGUCGAAGACUUGGAAUAAUGCAGUUGCCAUGCUCCACUCAUUGAAUUAUGGAGAUGGGAGUCUUUUCCCUGUUGCAAAAAGAAACGAAAAUGAGGAAGCUGUAUUCGACAAAAUAAGAGAGCUACUGAAUGGUGUUGAAUCCAUGAUUCAGAAAAGGCAGGAGCAGAAUGUAGGCGUGCAAAAGUUCUGUCUUCGACUGUCGCAUAGCUAUAAGUUGUUAGAUUUGACACCUUACAUUAUCAGGUUGACGAAAGAACUUAGUGCCUGCAACAUAAAGGAAUUGGUAUUUAAGGUCGGAACGUACCGGGGCAAGCCGUGUUAUACCUUGCCCAAAGCUGUGUAUACUUGGUGUUCAUUGCAUAAGCUUGAGUUAGGAGGAUUCAAACUCAAAUUGCCUUCACGUGGUGGUAUAAUAAGCCUUUCGUCUUUGCGUGAGUUGCGAUUGUACAAGACUGAUAUGGAUCAUCGAGUAUUUCAGCUUCUGAUCAUGAGCUGCCCUGAGCUAGAGUUUCUGAGUGUUGAUUAUUGCCUUGGUUUGGAUCGUCUACAAAUUUUUGGGUUACUGAAAUUGAAAGAGAUCAGAACGCGUAACUGCCUCCAGAAUUUUGACAAAAUUCAGAUUCAAGCACCAAAUCUUGAGUGCCUCAAUCACCAUGGUCUGGGCACAUUAUCCCUGGUUGAUGUGAAUUCUUGCAAAAGUUUGAAGGUUUUAGUUUUAUAUUCUCUAACCUGCGAUAAUAAGUGGGUAGAGGACCUUUUUUGCAAUCUUCCCCUCCUUGAGGUUUUCAGGUUGAUUGGCUGUGAGGGACUGGAAAUGGUUAAGAUCUCGAGUAAUCAUCUUAAAGUAUUGGAGCUUGACUCAUGCAAGAACCUUGUUAAGACUGAAGUGGAUGCCCCUCUUUUAUCUGAAUUCCAUUAUUGUGGCAGCCUUUCAGUAUCUCUUUCCAUAGAAGCUGUAGCUAAAGAGUUGGUUUCCCUGGAUAUAGAGCAGAGAACUGAUGAGGUUCUAUUGAAUAAUGAACUUGUGGAGUUUCUCCAAAACUUCAAUCAUUCAAAGGUCAUUAGAUUGAUUACUGGCGAGCUACUCAAGUUGUCCCUCCCAAAAGACCUGUGUCCGCCACUCUAUGAUGUCAAGCAUUUGACUGUUAAUUCAGAUGGAGUGGAUAAAUCAAAGAUUUUGGACCUUUUGGAUUCUCUUCUUUGGAUGGCUCCUUGUUUGGAUACUCUAGACCUUAAUCUUGCUUGUGAUGAGAAAACUGUCAAGUUCACUCGUGAAUCUCCCCUGAUAGUGGAGGGUGUCCCCUGUUGCCCAUCCGUACCCUUCAAAUGUUGGCACCAUACCCUAAAAAAAGUCGAAUUUGAUAACUUUGAAAAUGUUGAAGAUCAUUGGAAGCUGCGGAAUUAUUUCGUUGAGAACGCAAAGAUAUUGGAAAGUAUUGAUGGUCUCAUACAAUGUGACAGAGCUUGAAUCAUGCAUGAACCUGCUUUCCCGAACGCUACUUGGAGAAUAACAUUUAAGUUGUUGGAUCUUGGAUAUUCACGUUGUAACUUGACCAAGUGUCAUUGACCUUGUUUUGUAGCUUGAAUCAGAAGUAUCAUCUUGCUCAUUGUGCACUU